CUGUGCGCGUUCACGUGAGAGGAGCACACGGGCCGGCUGAGCAGCAAGAAGGAUGGAGGUCCGACCUGACAGGUUCAAAGCGGUCGCGGCCAAAACUCUAGGCAGAAUUAACAGGUUGAUUGACAAGCAGCAGCCCAAUGGAGAAACCAUUGAGCUGUCCGCCGAGGGCCGUCCAGAGCUGGUUCAGGAGAAGGAGCUGCCGGUGGUGGACUGUACCUGCUUCGGCUUACCCAGACGCUACAUCAUCGCCAUCUUGUCCGGCCUGGGCUUCUGCAUCUCCUUCGGCAUCCGCUGCAAUCUGGGCGUGGCCAUUGUGAGCAUGGUCAACGACCACACCGUCUACAAAGGCAACAAGGAAGUGCUUGUGGCUGCGCAGUUCACUUGGGAUCCAGAGACGGUGGGCAUGAUCCACGGCUCCUUCUUCUGGGGCUACAUUGUCACGCAGAUCCCCGGAGGUUUUAUAUGUCAGAAAUUUGCAGCCAACAGAGUGUUCGGCUUUGCCAUCGUGGCCACGUCCACCCUCAACAUGCUGAUCCCGUCUGCCGCUCGCUGCCAUUACAGCUGCGUCAUACUGGUCAGAAUAUGUCAAGGCCUUGUUGAGGGUGUGUCGUACCCGGCUUGCCACGGCAUUUGGGCAAAGUGGGCUCCUCCGCUGGAGAGAAGUCGAUUAGCCACCACGGCCUUUUGUGGAUCGUACGCCGGGGCUGUUGUGGCCAUGCCUUUAGCUGGGAUACUGGUGCAAUACACUGGGUGGCCUUCUGUAUUCUACGUCUAUGGCAGCUUUGGAAUAUUCUGGUACUUGUUCUGGGUCCUGGUGUCCUACGAGAGUCCAGCUGCCCAUCCCACCAUCACACCAGAGGAGAGGAAGUACAUUGAAGAAGCCAUCGGAGAGUCGGCGUCGUUUCUCAACCCACUUCACAAAUUUAAGACGCCCUGGAAACAGUUCUUCACCUCCAUGCCUGUCUACGCCAUCAUUGUGGCCAACUUCUGCAGGAGCUGGACCUUCUACCUGCUGCUCAUUAGCCAGCCGGCCUACUUCGAAGAAGUCUUUGGCUUUGAGAUCAGCAAGGUGGGCAUGGUGUCAGCUUUGCCCCAUCUAGUGAUGACCAUCAUCGUUCCAGUGGGAGGCCAGCUGGCGGACUACCUUCGAACCCACAACCUGAUGACCACCACCAACGUCAGGAAACUCAUGAACUGCGGAGGUUUUGGUAUGGAGGCCACCCUCCUACUAGUGGUGGGAUAUUCUCACACAAAAGGCAUCGCCAUCUCCUUCCUGGUGCUUGCCGUUGGCUUUAGCGGCUUUGCUAUCUCAGGUUUUAAUGUCAAUCACUUGGACAUUGCGCCUCGAUACGCCAGCAUAUUAAUGGGCAUUUCAAACGGGGUGGGAACAUUGUCUGGAAUGGUGUGUCCUCUUAUCGUGGGAGCCAUGACCAAACAUAAGACACGCGACGAGUGGCAGUACGUCUUCCUUAUAGCGUCGCUGGUUCACUAUGGAGGAGUUGUUUUCUACGGACUCUUUGCAUCUGGAGAAAAGCAACCCUGGGCCGACAUCGAAGACACCAGCCAGGAGAAGUGCGGCAUCAUCGACGAAGACGAGCUGGCCAACGAGACGGAGGAGCUCUACCGCACCGGCGCCGGCCAAUACGGGGCCAUGAGCCAACAACAGGUGGUCGGUUCAAACGGAGGAGGCGGGGCCGGAGGAGGCGGGCCCGGAUGGGUGUCGGACUGGGAUAAAUCUGAAGAGUACGUGCAGCCGCCUGGACACAACUCGUACAAGUGCAGCGGAGUCGAGGAGCCGAAGGUGACGUAGAAAAGAGAUGGACCUAAUACGAGCGUGUACCAAACUUGACAAAGAGCCAGAAAAGGAAGGGAAGAAUGAUUUUUUUCUUGUGUGGAUUUGACAAUAUACAUAAACACGUACACGAUUCAUAUGCUCAGCUCAUCCUCCCUGACGCACAGCUCGCUGUGAUUGGUCCAUUUCUCUCUCGACGAGGAAGUACGGCAACAUCUCCCUUGUGUUGUAUUUUGAGUCUAAUGUUUAAGCUGCACUAUUUUUUUUUCUCCAGGGAGCGCAUGUAGAGGUUUGAAAUAAGAAUAAUGUUCAUUGUGGAACCCCCCCCACCCCCCUCCAUGAAAUCAAUACAUAUUUGACACGUGGAGUCUAGAUGAAGCUCACCUGUGUCUGACCUAACUAGGUCAUGCCUAUCUAGUCUCACGGGUCACUCAUACCAUGAGUAAUCAGCCGACACUCGGGACUCUUUGUUUGAUGUGGAGACAAGCACAGAGUGUUGUUAACUGUUUUGGCAUCGAAUGUACAAAAUAGUCCAAACACGAUGUGUGUGUCUGUGGGGGAGGGAGUGUUAAGUCUUCUUGUUCUCUUCCACUUUGUCAUUCAGCGCUCUUUGUCUGAUUCCUGGAAGGCAGCCAUUUGAAAUGUGUUGUUCCGUCAGUUGGGUACAGGUGCUGCUGAUAUGUUGUGCAGUGAGCAUGUUGUAAUGAGCACAGCGGUGCAAAUCCCCCGUCAUCCCUCAACUCCUUUAACACGCAAGGUGAUUGUCUCAUGAUGUGAGCAGACUUCCAUGCCAUGCAGUGUGCACCAUUUGGCAAACUCCAAAGUGACUGCGGCCGGCCGGCCGGCCGUCUAAAAGGAAUUUGGACGCAGUGGCAGCUGGGUAAUGGAGUCACAGCACCAGCACAUAGACAGAGCCAAGACAGGAGGCGUGUUUACACGCGCGCACAAAACCCACGCACAAAGCUGCACUCUGCAUGCAUGCAACAGUUAUUUAUUUAUUUUUUAUUUGACUUUUGUUUUUUCAGGUCUGUUGUCAAAUUUCUGAUCUUGAAAUUGUGAUUUUGGAAUGUUAAGGAUUUAUUUUGUUGUACAAUUGAAAUGUUGCGAAAAAGAUGAAUGAUUAUUCCAGUGAACAUUUUCGGUUUUCAGUGUUGUAUCGGUGUGUUUUUAAUCCACUUUUCUUCUUUGUCUCAGUUUAUGGCCGUUCCAUUGUUGCUUUCCUCAAUCUCAAUGAAAUGUGUUGAAACGUGAUGGAAACUAAACAAUUCAAUCUUAAAUAUUUUAAGAUGCAAAAAAAAUGGAUGUACAGAGGAUGUAUAAUGUGAAAUAUCCUUGUCUAUAAUAAAACCUUAGCAGCUAUUU
Messenger RNA from Syngnathus acus (greater pipefish), 3154 nucleotides. RefSeq names its product solute carrier family 17 member 7a (gene slc17a7a). The record is from RefSeq and is a predicted model, not a curated record. Gene Ontology annotation, molecular function: neurotransmitter transmembrane transporter activity; L-glutamate transmembrane transporter activity. Gene Ontology annotation, biological process: monoatomic anion transport; transmembrane transport; synaptic transmission, glutamatergic. Gene Ontology annotation, cellular component: synaptic vesicle membrane; excitatory synapse. The transcript is spliced from 13 exons. The coding region runs from base 53 to 1810 and encodes 585 amino acids. NCBI's taxonomy places the organism in Eukaryota, Metazoa, Chordata, Actinopteri, Syngnathiformes, Syngnathidae.